Toxorhynchites rutilus septentrionalis is the source of this 886-nucleotide messenger RNA. Its product is annotated as L-xylulose reductase. The record is from RefSeq and is a predicted model, not a curated record. Gene Ontology annotation, molecular function: L-xylulose reductase (NADPH) activity; carbonyl reductase (NADPH) activity. NCBI's taxonomy places the organism in Eukaryota, Metazoa, Arthropoda, Insecta, Diptera, Culicidae. The transcript has 3 exons. Gene Ontology annotation, biological process: xylulose metabolic process; glucose metabolic process. Bases 128 to 856 code for a protein of 242 amino acids.
UACACAUCACAGGCUUGAUAAGAUCGUUUAGUCCAAUACAGAAUCUGUUUCACUUGAUAGUGCAGUUGUUUUCCCGUGACUGAGCACUGCGACUUUCUGGACUAAAAUAUACAUAUUCAUUACGCCAAUGGAGCUAUCUCUUCAAAAUAAGACAAUUUUGGUGACCGGCGCUGGUCAAGGAAUUGGAAAUGAACUGUGUAAAACGCUGCAUAAAAUGGGGGCUCAAGUGGUUGCGGUUUCUCGCUCUGUUGGACCUCUGGAAGCUCUAAAAAAGGAAUGUCCAACAAUCGAUAUCAUUCAAGUGGACUUGAGUGAUUGGAAUGCAACUAAAGCUGCUCUUCAACGAGUUCAGCACGUGGAUGGUUUGGUUAACAACGCUGGGAUCGCCAUCAUUAAGCCCUAUCACGAAAUGAGUGAGAAGGAUUUCGAUGACACAUUCAAUAUAAACAUUAAGGCAGCUUUCAACGUGUGUCAAAUUUUGAUACCUAAAAUGAAGUCGGGCUCAAGUAUCGUGAAUAUUUCCUCUCUAGCUGGGCUCAAAGCCUUCCACGAUCAUUCCGUUUAUUCGAUGAGCAAGGCGGCGUUGGAUGCCAUGACCAGGAGUCUGGCUCUCGAGCUCGGGCCGAAGGGAAUCCGCUGCAAUAGCGUCAAUCCGACCGUUAUACUUACGAGAAUGGGUCGGGAAAAUUGGACUGAUCCGGUCAAGGCCGAUCCCCUGAAAGCAAAAAUACCUCUCGGGCGCUUCGGGGAGGUGAACGAAGUUGUGGAACCCAUUGUGUAUCUGCUGAGUGAUAAAUCCGUUUACAUCAAUGGGCACAGUUUGCCCGUAGAGGGAGGUUACCUUGCUGGAAAUUGAAAGGAUGUACAAUAAAUUGAAUCUCUGAAA